Scaptodrosophila lebanonensis is the source of this 820-nucleotide messenger RNA. RefSeq names its product proteasome subunit beta type-6-like. The transcript has 3 exons. The coding region runs from base 97 to 765 and encodes 222 amino acids. Gene Ontology annotation, cellular component: proteasome core complex. Gene Ontology annotation, molecular function: threonine-type endopeptidase activity. Lineage: Eukaryota; Metazoa; Arthropoda; Insecta; Diptera; Drosophilidae. The record is from RefSeq and is a predicted model, not a curated record.
GCUCGAACACUCGAAAGUUUUAUGGACACUUUUGUUUAGUACACAUUUAUAGAACUUUACAAAAACAAAUAAUUGUAUUACACAUUAAAUUGAGGAAUGGAUGCGUUGGACUUUUUGGAAACUCCAAUUAGCACGGGCACCACAAUAAUGGCCGUGGAGUUUGAAGGUGGCGUCGUUAUUGGCGCUGAUUCGCGCACCAGUGCCGGCAGCUUUGUGGCCAAUCGGGUGACGGACAAACUCACUCGCAUUACGGAUCACAUCUAUUGCUGCCGCAGUGGCUCGGCAGCCGACACACAGGCUAUUGCCGAUAUUGUGGCCUAUUCGCUGGACUACCACGAGAAUCAGACCGGGCAGCCGGCUACAGUGCUCGAGGCUGCCUCCGAGUUUCGCAAUUUCUGCUACAACUAUCGGAGCUCACUGCUAGCUGCCAUGAUUGUGGCUGGUUGGGAUGAGAAGCUUGGCGGCCAGGUCUACAGUGUGCCAUUGGGAGGGAUGUUGGUGCGCGAGGCUUGCGCCAUCGGUGGAUCUGGCUCAUCCUAUAUUUAUGGAUUCGUUAAGGAGCACUACAAGCCUAACAUGCCACUGGAGGAUUGUGUUGAAUUCGUGAAAAAAGCUGUAAAACAUGCUAUUUUUCGAGAUACUGCCUCGGGGGGCGUAGUGCGCAUUGGUAUUCUUACCAGGGAAGGUUUUGAGCGUCGCUUGUUCUUUAACACAGAAUCUGGCGAAUCGGUGGUACAGAAUACGCUCGAAUUGAAAGUGGAAUAAGAAUUUGGCAGAAGUUUAAAUAAAUUUAGAGUGAAAGGUGACAAUUUUUACCAAA